UGUUGUUGCUGUUGUCUUACAAGACGUGUAGAUUCUUACACGUCGUUCACACUUGGACUAAACGACGGAGAAGACCGUCAUCAGUGACUCCAUUAAGGAUCCAACUGUUUGCCAGUUUUUCCUCUGCUAUCCUGAGUCAACAUGGGGAACUGCUUAACUGUGGGGCCGAACGAAGCUCUGGUGGUCUCCGGUGCUUGUUGUGGCUCCGAUAUGAAGACCUAUGUGGUGGGAGGCUGGGCCUGGGCUUGGUGGCUCGUCUCGGACACCCAAAGGAUAACCCUGGAGAUCAUGACUCUGCAGCCCCGAUGUGAGGACGUGGAGACAGCAGAGGGGGUCGCCAUCACUGUUACGGGUGUGGCUCAGGUCAAAGUCAUGACGGAGCAGGACUUGCUUGCAGUAGCUUGUGAGCAGUUUCUGGGUAAAUCAGUCAUGGAAAUCAAAUCUGUGGUUCUGCAGACUUUGGAGGGACACCUGCGCUCCAUUCUGGGCACCCUGACUGUAGAGCAGAUCUAUCAGGACAGGGACCAGUUUGCCAAACUGGUGAGGGAGGUGGCAGCUCCUGACGUGGGCAGGAUGGGCAUCGAGAUCCUCAGCUUUACCAUUAAGGAUGUGUAUGAUAAACUGGAUUAUCUGAGCUCCCUCGGGAAGACCCAGACUGCCGCUGUCCAGAGGGACGCAGACAUCGGAGUGGCUGAGGCAGAGAGGGAUGCUGGGAUACGGGAAGCAGAAUGUAAGAAAGAGAUGAUGGACGUCAAAUUCCUGGCUGACACCAAGAUGGCCGACUCCAAACGAGAACUGGAGCUGCAGAAAGCCUCCUUCAACCAGGAAGUCAACACGAAGAAAGCAGAGGCCCAGCUGGCAUACGAGCUGCAGGCAGCCAAGGAGCAGCAGAAGAUCCGCCUGGAGGAGAUCGAGAUCCAAGUGGUGCAGAGGAAGAAGCAGAUCACCAUCGAGGAGAAGGAGAUCGACCGGACAGACAAGGAGCUCAUCGCCAUCGUGAAGAGGCCCGCUGAGGCCGAGGCCUACAAGAUGCAGCAGCUGGCUGAGGGGCAGAAGAUGAAGACAGUGCUGAUAGCCCAGGCUGAGGCAGAGAAGAUCAAGAAGAUCGGGGAGGCGGAGGCUUGCUCCAUCGCGGCCGUGGGGAAGGCGGAGGCCGAGAAGAUGAGGCUGAAGGCCGAAGCCUACCAGCAGUACGGAGAGGCAGCUAAGACUGCCCUGGUCCUCGAGGCCCUGCCCAAGAUCGCCUCUAAGGUGGCAGCUCCGUUAGCCAAGACCAACGAGAUUGUUAUCCUGAGCGGGGAGGGCAGCCGCGUGACGGGCGAGGUCAACCGCCUUCUAGCCGAACUUCCUGUGUCCAUCAACGCUCUCACCGGAGUGGAUUUGUCAAAGAUGCCGUUGUUGCAGAAGAUGUCCAGCUCUCAAGCCUGAACGCCGAGCGCCUCCACACGACUUCAGUAUCUGUUGUAUGCACUCUGACAGACUGCCUUUAAUACACUUGAAGAAUUUUGUUGUUUUAUACAUAUAUACUGUAUACCAAGUGAAUUUUGGAAACCUCUGGUGCCUUACUUUAUACAGGACCAGAACAUCUGCAUGCACUGCUGCUCAUUCAAAUGUUUUUUUUUUUAUUAUUAUUUCAUUUUAAAUGAGACCAUUUUGUUUUCUUUUUUUUGUGUUUUUAGUAUUUGAAUGGUACAUACUGUGUAUUGGCCCGUCGGUAUGAAGUGUCAGUGAAGCAGACAGCUAAUGUUAACACCUUUUCUUUCCUUCUUGUGCUCCGCACAAAAGGCCUCUGUUGUCACUUUUUACCUUGCGUACAUUGCAGGCCUUUUUGUUGAUUUUUAUACCUCUUUCUUCGUCGUUAGACACAUCUGCACUCCCCCGAUAAUCUGAAUCUUAUCAAGCGUCGAGCUUUCUUUUCCGUGAACGCGUUGUACGUUUUAACUGUCAGAUGUUAUUCAGGUUAUUUCAUGUCUCACUGAUUGUGUUUUACGAUAACAGGUGCUCACAAUCUUAAAAGAAGCUCCCCUCGUUGUGUGAAUGGUACCCAAUCCUCCCAAUCUCCUCACAGCAGGCAUGAAACAUAUGAUUAUUGUUUAUACAUUUCAGGAAGACAGGAAGCUGAUCUUGUGCUGAUGUGGUUAGCUUGUAAUGUGAUCCUUUUAAUAUUUCGUGUGACUUUCAAUGUAAACUGUGAGUAGCCUUCAUUACGUUUGAAGAAAUUGUUUGGUGUUCAAAAAAAAAAAAAGAAAAAGAUGAGGAAAAAAACGAUUCGACGGUCAAAGUGUAAAAAGUGACGGCGAGGAGUCGUGUGAAAUCUGUUUAUGAUGUGUAAGAAGCUUCGUGUGAAUAGAAUCUGAAAAGGCCUAACAGUGAUGCCAAAUAGAACAGACGAUCUUUUAUUUUGUAUUGCAUCAGAAGGUCUUGGGGACUUACUGCAUAGUUUAUCUGAUGUUUAAUUUCAUGCCACAAAUAUCUGUAGACGUUAAGCCAUGUUUGACUGGGUGUCAACAAACCAAACUUUUACACUUUUUAGAGAAAGACACCUUUUCUGUUCAAUGCACUGAUUUGUUUUACUAACUGUGACAUCAACAGCAGAAGGACGUUUUAAGCCGAGCUCUUCAACUUAUCAAGCCAUGUUUUAAUCAGUGAUUUUGCUGUUUGUAAACGGUCACAAAGCUUUGUUGUUUUGCAGUCGGAUCCGCCAAAUCUUUAGCUCCAGUGCAGCAGUAGGUUUGGUGUUGGGACGGAAAAGUAGAUGGAGGUCGAUCUCUUUCGUCCAGAAGAAGUGAUGGUGAAUUCUGGAAGGCUGAUCUCAGUGCUGUAAAGAGCUGCACUCGCUCACACUAAACCUACAGCAGUUUGACGGAGAUGCUGAGUUUGAAGCUCAUGUCUCGAGCAGGUGAAGCAGCAGAUGGACGAGCUUACUGACAGAAUUCACACACAACACUGUUAUGAUUAUUAUUGCUGCUGAUGUAGUCAUCCUCAGUUGAUUUGUGUUUGUAGCAUUCUUUGUUGAUAGAGUAAUUUGACAAAUACUGUGGCCGUAUUGAUUUAAACGUGUCCAGCGUGUAUAUAUGAAUGACAUGUUUGUGUUAUAUUCCUGAUGUUAUUUAAAACACACACACUGUACGUCUCUGACAGCCCUGAGUUUCCUGUAUGCUCUUGCUGCAUGUCAUCCGUCUGUACUCAGAAUAAUCAGUUCACUCUUAGCUAAUUGUCAUUCUAAUAAAUCAAAAUGACAAUUUAUUGUUA
Messenger RNA from Scatophagus argus, 3252 nucleotides. Its product is annotated as flotillin-2. NCBI's taxonomy places the organism in Eukaryota, Metazoa, Chordata, Actinopteri, Scatophagidae. Bases 142 to 1428 code for a protein of 428 amino acids. Gene Ontology annotation, cellular component: plasma membrane. The transcript has 11 exons. Gene Ontology annotation, biological process: protein localization to plasma membrane; regulation of myoblast differentiation. The record is from RefSeq and is a predicted model, not a curated record.